UUAGUAAUUCAACUCCCCACCUCAAACACCUCUCCCUAAGGCAAUCAAACCGCUACCGGAGCAAACCCGCCCGUCCUCUUUUACCCCAUUCUGUUCUAAACCCAGAUCUGAAUUUUCAAAAAAUAUUUCAACCCCAAACCCUAAAUUAUUUAUUUGCCAUUAACACAUUGAUCGUGAAAUCGUGAAAUCCUCACACAAAAAUGGGGGAUUUCAAUCUAGCUUUAGUAGUCGUUGCGAUAGUUGUAUGUAUUCUCGUAUUCUUAUUCAACAUCUAUCUCCUCAUCAACUAUCAACAUCCCGAUGAUGCUAAUCAAGCCUAUUUUCCCAAAUUCGUCGUCGUUUUUGGUCUGUCAAUUGCCGCCAUUUCUAUUCUCAUGUUACCGGCAGACGUUGCGAAUCGGCAAGCUUGUCGACAUGCGAUUUAUAAUGGAGCGUGUAAUCUCACGCUCCCAAUGAAACAAUUAUGGCUUGCCAUUUACAUUGUUGAUGCUGUUCUUGUUUUCUUUGUUAUUCCUUUUGCUAUGUUUUACUACGAAGGCGAUCAGGAUAAGACGAUUGGUAAAAGGAUAAAAAGUGCAAUGUGCUGGGUGGUGACUACAGCAAUAGUGUGUGCUUUGUUGCUUGGAAUUUUAUAUGGGCUUGCUGGAAGGGCAGACUUCACUGUCAGACACCUGUCAUCAGCUACCACUUCCUUUCCGAAUUCAUUUGAUUUUAACAUUGGUCAACAAUGUAUUGGAAACGGCGCCCGUCAGUGUUCAGCAUAUUCGGCUAAUGCUUCCUCUGAGACAACCUGGACUAUGCGUGCUACUUUUCCUGAAUAUGUUGUUGCUCUGGCUACAAUUGUUGGAUCUGUACUUUUCACGAUUUUUGGUGGUGUUGGCAUUGCAUGUCUCCCGUUGGGACUUAUAUUUUCGUUCAUCAGGCGUCCAAAAGCUGUUAUUACACGGUCACAGUAUAUCAAGGAAGCUACUGAGCUAGGUAAAAAAGCAAAAGAAUUAAAGAAAGCAGCUGAUGCUCUUCAUCAAGAAGAAAGGAGCGGGGCUAAGGGACGAAAAUGGCGGAAGAAUGUGAAGGCAGUCGAGAAG
This is a messenger RNA of Capsicum annuum, 1085 nucleotides long. RefSeq names its product LIMR family protein At5g01460. The record is from RefSeq and is a predicted model, not a curated record. Lineage: Eukaryota; Viridiplantae; Streptophyta; Magnoliopsida; Solanales; Solanaceae.